Prosopis cineraria is the source of this 2758-nucleotide messenger RNA. RefSeq lists its product as uncharacterized. The coding region runs from base 291 to 2477 and encodes 728 amino acids. Lineage: Eukaryota; Viridiplantae; Streptophyta; Magnoliopsida; Fabales; Fabaceae. The record is from RefSeq and is a predicted model, not a curated record. The transcript has 10 exons. Gene Ontology annotation, biological process: lipid metabolic process.
ACAAAAAUUCUUGCCGCCCAAUCAGAGUCCUCCAUGUGAACUUCAAACCUUUACCGUCUCCGAAGGCGUGAAAUCGAAACGUCGGUGCUUCUUCUCCCUCCACAGCUCAUGAUAUCCUGAUUUCAAAAUUCCACCCUCCUAUCUUUCUUGCGGUUUCGAAUUUUUUCUUCACAUUCUGGUUAUCUCGUUCGUCAUUUCAUAUUCCUUGUCGAUUCUUAUUUCUUUCCCUACAAGUGCUGCUUGGAGGGGUUUAAAGUCUAAAUAACCGAAGGUUUGGAGUAUAUGAUAGGAUGCAACGAUUGGUUGACAAUAUCCUUGCUGUCACUAAAGAGGUUCUUCGCUGCGUGAUUUUUCCUUUUGAUGGUUUCUGUGUGGCUGCACGUGAUCAAUAUAUAUUGCUGUCAGUGAAAACAUUUACCUAUGAGUCCUUGAACAAUAUUGUGAGACUGAUCAAUGGAGUAUCAGCACUUUUAUUGGCAUUUUUACCUGGAAAGGCUACUAUCCUUGAAGGUAUUCAUGGUUGGGAGCUCAGGCCAACUUUCCGAGGACCCCGAUUUCCACGUUGGAUGGAAAAUGGUGUGUCCUCUUUUAACCAGUUCAUUCAUGAACUUUCUAUGGAUUCCGAUACUUCAAACUUGGAACACUCAUCUGGAGAAGGUGAUGGUGCUCAAUAUGAACAUACUGCAACUCCAUUAUCCCAAAGCUCGAGAGCCACUGGUGCCAAUUUUACCAAGCACAAUAAGCAGCGUAUGACUUGGAUACAGUAUAUCCUAUUUUGGGUUUUCUUCCCUCUCAAGGUUUUGUGGAGGAUUCUUCUCUUUUGGAUCCGCUGUGUCAUAUUUUGGGUUUGCUUUCCUGUCAAGAUUUUGCUGCAGAUUCCAUUUCAUCUUUUCUGGUUCUUUCUUUCUACGGUGUCAAAAGCCCUGUCUAUAUCUGGAAGCCGGCGCCCUUCACGUUCAUAUUCAAAUAAGAGCAUGCAAAGCCUCAAGGACUACAUUAUUCAUCGCACUACUGAUCGGAGACGUGGAGUCAUCGAGGAUCUUCAUUUAGCCAUAGAAAUAUUUAUAGAAGGUGUAUUCGAUGUUGUUCACAAAGCAGUGCAUCUUCUUCUUUCCCCAUCAGAAACUUUUAGGACAUUAUUCAGGUUGUUUUCAUCUCAUGAAAGUGAUGCGAACGAUGAUCAAGAUAGCCUUGUGGAUGCCUCUGUUUCUACAUCUACACAAGUGGAGAACGACCCAGAACCCACAGUGAGGAAUACUAGCUUCCAUCAUUCUCUGAAUACAGAUGCUCGGACAUGUCAGGAUGUCAUAACGGAGCUUGGGUACCCAUAUGAAGCCAUUCAUGUAAUCACUUCCGAUGGAUAUGUUCUCCUUUUGGAAAGGAUACCCAGACGAGAUGCAAGGAAAGCUGUUUAUCUUCAGCAUGGGAUUUUGGAUUCAUCAAUGGGUUGGAUAUCUAAUGGGGUCGUUGGCUCUCCAGCUUUUGCAGCAUAUGAUCAAGGGUAUGAUGUAUUUCUGGGGAACUUUCGCGGUUUGGUGUCUCGGGAACAUGUUAACAAGAACAUCUCCUCAUAUCAAUACUGGCGAUACUCCAUCAAUGAACAUGGGACUAAGGAUAUUCCUGCGAUGGUAGAGAAAAUUCAUCAAGUAAAAACUGCUGAAUUGAGUCUAAGUCAACCUGAUAUUGAGGAAGAAUCUAAUGGUAAUCAGCCUUACAAGCUUUGUGCAAUCUGCCAUAGUUUAGGAGGAGCUGCUACUAUAAUGUAUAUUAUUACACGUAGGAUUGAAGAGAAGCCUCAUAGACUUUCAAGACUGGUUUUGUUGUCACCUGCCGGAUUUCAUGAUGAUUCCAACCUAGUUUUCUCUGUGUUGGAGCAUCUAUUUUUUCUGGCGGCUCCAAUUUUGUCUCAUGUUCUGCCUGCUUUCUAUAUACCAACCAGAUUUUUCCGCAUGCUUUUAAACAAGUUAGCUCGAGAUCUGCAUAACCUACCUGCAGUUGGAGGAUUGGUUCAAACUUUGAUGAGUUAUUUUGUUGGAGGAGACAGCUCAAACUGGGUUGGGGUUUUAGGAUUACCUCACUACAAUAUGAAUGAUAUGCCAGGAGUAUCUUUCCGUGUUGCUCUCCAUCUUGCACAGAUGAAGCACACUGGAAGAUUUAGAAUGUUUGAUCAUGGGAGCGCGUCUGCUAAUAUGGAGGCAUAUGGUUCGCCGGAACCUUUGGAUUUGGGUGAAUGCUAUAAGCUUGUUGAUAUUCCUGUUGAUCUGGUUGCUGGACAGAAAGACAGAGUGAUAAGACCUUCAAUGGUUAAAAGGCACCAUCUAUUAAUGAAUGAUGCUGGUGUGGAUGUUUCAUAUAAUGAGUUUGAAUAUGCCCAUUUGGACUUUACCUUCUCUCACCAUGAAGAACUCUUGUCAUAUGUUAUGUCACGCUUGCUGCGUGUGAAGUCUAAUCCAAAGAAAGAGAAGAAGACGGAGUAGUAGUUACUGAGUGAAAUAAGCGAAAACCUGUAUAUUUUCAUAUCCCACUGAAGCAGUUGAAAGUCAUUGUCUUGCAGAAUUACAUGGAGUUAUGGACUUGCUGAAAUCACAGAGGAGCCUUGUAUUGUACAUGUGUUCAUCUUUUCCUUAAUAUUUUUUCCCUCGUCCCUUUGUAGGAAAAGUAGACCUUGAAGAAAAUAUGACUUCAUUUUACAUUGUAAAUAUUAAAAAAGAAACAGGCGCGAGGAGCUAGAUUGUAGUUGUAUUUGCAUGUUAGUUCA